Molecule: messenger RNA, 3185 nt
Organism: Aquila chrysaetos chrysaetos
Lineage: Eukaryota; Metazoa; Chordata; Aves; Accipitriformes; Accipitridae
Gene: LETM1
Product: leucine zipper and EF-hand containing transmembrane protein 1
Exons: 14
Coding region: 29-2311 (760 amino acids)
Biological process (GO): intracellular monoatomic cation homeostasis
Cellular component (GO): mitochondrial inner membrane
Molecular function (GO): ribosome binding; calcium ion binding
Source: RefSeq, a predicted model, not a curated record
CGCCGCCCAGCCGCGCGCGAGCGCCAAGAUGGCGUCCAUGCUGCUACAGACCUGCGGCCGCCGGGCCUGCCGCCUGCCCCGAGCGCUCCGCCGCCAGCCCCAGCCGGGUAACUUGGGAGAUCGGGCAUGUCUUAGCUGUACAUCCCUGAGGCUGGCAAACAAAAUGACUGUACACUUUAAAUAUUGCACUAGUGUCCCUCCUGUUUACGCAUACUCCAAAAAAGAUCACUAUUGUUGUUGGACUAAAGGAUCUGAACAAAUACACUUUCCUCUUAAGAGCUCUUCUGGCUCGUGGACACCACUAGCAACAACGGGUGUUUUAGGUCCCCAGUAUCUUCCAGUUAGAUGGUGGCAUUCUUCACAUCCCCUUCAAGAUGACUCCAUAGUUGAAAAGUCACUGAAGUCCUUAAAGGACAAAAACAAGAAGUUGGAAGAAGGAGGUCCUGUAUAUAGUCCAACAGAAGUGGAAGUUGUGAAAAAAUCUAUUGGACAGAGGAUUGUGGAUGAACUGAAGCACUAUUACCAUGGUUUUCGAUUACUAUGGAUUGACACAAAAAUAGCUGCAAGGAUGCUCUGGCGAAUACUUCAUGGAAACACUUUGUCUCGUCGAGAACGGAGACAGUUUCUUCGAAUAUGUGCCGAUCUUUUCCGUUUGGUCCCUUUCCUAGUUUUUCUUGUUGUCCCAUUUAUGGAAUUUUUGCUUCCAGUAGCUCUUAAGUUGUUCCCUAAUAUGCUUCCCUCUACAUUUGAGACAAAGUCUAAAAAGGAGGAAAGAUUGAAGAAAGAAUUGAGAGUAAAGCUUGAAUUGGCUAAAUUCCUUCAAGACACAAUUGAGGAGAUGGCCUUAAAAAAUAAAGCAGCCAAAGGAAAUGUUACAAAAGAUUUUUCAACGUUCUUUCAAAAGAUCAGGGAAACUGGCGAAAGACCCAGUAAUGAGGAGAUCUUAAGGUUCUCUAAACUGUUUGAAGAUGAGUUGACUCUGGACAAUCUAACCAGGCCUCAGUUGGUGGCACUUUGUAAAUUGUUGGAACUUCAGUCAAUUGGGACAAAUAACUUUCUCCGCUUCCAGCUGACUAUGAGGUUGAGAAGCAUUAAAGCAGAUGACAAACUGAUUGCUGAAGAAGGAGUUGAUAGCCUGACUGUUAAAGAACUGCAGGCAGCUUGUCGUGCCCGAGGUAUGAGAGCUCUUGGUGUGACAGAGGAGCGUCUCAAGGAACAGCUUAAACAGUGGUUAGAUCUGCACCUGAACCAGGAAAUCCCUACUUCGUUGCUUAUCUUAUCCAGAGCCAUGUAUCUUCCAGAUACCCUUUCUCCAGCUGAUCAGCUCAAAACAACACUUCAGACACUACCAGAGAGUGUUGCCAAAGAGGCUCAAGUCAAAGUGGCAGAAGUUGAAGGUGAAAAAGUAGAUAACAAAGCACGGCUGGAAGCAACACUUCAGGAAGAGGAAGCCAUCAGAAAAGAAAAUGAAGAAAAAGAGAUGGAAAGAUUGUCUGAAGCUGCAGAGAAAGCCAAAGAAACCCUUCAAGUUGCAGCCAUGAAAGAGGUGGAAUCAGCAGUAGAUCUUGAAGCAGCUGCUCUGCAAGUUAAAAAAAGUGAGAUGGCUAUGGAUACUGAACAAGAACUGGCAAGGGCAGAUAUGGCGAUGCACUCAGAGACACUGAAAGAUACAGCACCAGUAUUGGAAGGCAUUAAGGGUGAGGAAAUCACUAAGGAGGAGAUUGACAUGCUGAGUGAUGCUUGCACCAAGCUGCAGGAACAGAAAAAAUCACUAACAAAGGAGAAGGAGGAGCUUGAGGAAUUGAAGGGUGAUAUCCAGGAGUAUAGUGAGGAUUUGCAAGAGAUAAAAGAGCUCUCUAAAACUGGCCAGGAAGAAGCAGUGGAAGAGUCAAAGGCAAGCAAGCGAUUGACCAAGAGGGUGAACCGAAUGAUUGGUCAGAUAGACAAAAUUAUUAAUGAAUUAGAGACAAGUCAAAAGACGGUGGAUGUAAAGCUGGAUGGUGGUGAUAGUCCUCCUGCUGGGGAGAAUCUCAUCAGUAUUGCUGAGCUAAUUAAUGCGAUGAAACAAAUCCAGAAGAUUCCAGAGGAGAAGCUAACUAGGAUUGCAGAGGCACUAGAUGAAAACAAGGAUGGCAAAAUUGAUAUAGAUAAUGUUGUUAAGGUAGUAGAAUUGAUUGACAAAGAAGAUAUCGAUAUUGGCACCAGUCAGGUUGCUGAGAUUAUGGCACUGCUUCAAAAAGAAGAAAAACUGGAAGAAAAAGAGAAAGCAAAGGAAAAGCAUGAUAAAGAAGCUGCAGAAGCAAAGAAUUAAGCUUCAGAAUCUGAAGCUAAUCCCAACUGUAACCAAAACCUUGUAUAUCUUUCUGUGUCUAAUGACUACGUAUUAUUUGAGCUUUGUGAUUAUGGGAAGUGUUUUGAGCUGAUUCUAGUAAUAAAUUAUAGAUAUGUUUUCUGACAUAUGGAAUGAAAUUUCCGUUCAUGAAAGAAGUGAUUUACUGUCAUUCCAUACAGAUGAAAACAAAAUACGCUUUUUUAGCAGUGCUCCUGCCCACAAAAUCAUGUAUUUGCACUCAUUGUUGUGGUACAGUGAUCCAUUAAACAUGCAGGUUUGCUGUAUAAAUUAAGUGUAUCAUGGCAAAAUGUUUCUCAUUUAUUUUCUUUCAUCAUUAAAUGGGGCCCAACCUUGCUCUGCUUCUACCUUUUAGCUUUUUCAGAAUUUAAUACAAACUUUCCCUCUGUCACAAUAUUACAUGUUUUUAACGUGUUAGUAAAGAUUCUCUGGCUUCAGUAGUAGCUACUUAGAUUGAGUUUUAUUUAAGCUAAAUAUCACUAAGCUGUUGCCUCACUGACAGAGAAUGUGACAUUCUAAUCACUUUUAUGAAUUCAUGAUUAUUAUUUUUUUCUGUUGAAGGGAAAGUCAGAUUUAUUUUUCCCUAGAACGGAAACUUCCCAUGAAGUUUUCUUCUUAUGGGUGCCUUAAAUUUCUUAAGACUGGGAGUAGAGGACAUCACUUCUACUCAAAAUUCCAUGAAUUGCUAAAGCAUUGGAAUCACAGGAGCCUUUAAAAUAGUUUCAGAACACAAUCUGUCACACAGUAAAGUGAGUUAAAGUGUUUGUCUAAAUAGCAAAAUGAAAAUAAUCAUAAGGGGAAAAUGUCAGUUGUGAUCUUUUUGCGUAGAUUUUUU